GCUGCAGGAAACCAGCGCACACACAACCGUUCUGAGGUCAGCCUUAGAAAGCAGUUAUUAACAAAAGUAAAAGCGUCCUCUCCACAGAGCGUCCGAUCCGGGGUCAGUCUCCGUCACGCGUGAGCGCGCAGGUCCGAAUGUGCGCGUGUGUUCGUGCUGACUCUGAGCUGCUGCCUGACAGUCUUAUGCAAGCCGCCCUACACAGAGCCACGAUGUCCGACGCUGCUGCUCCAGCGGACAACAACGGGGAGCCUGGAUUAAACGGGUCCUGGGUGGAGCUGGAGAUGAACAGAAAUGCUGCGUCUCUCUCUUCCUCCAGCGCUUCAGUGCCACCGCCUCUCACAGAGGUUGUAGAGGAGGAUGAUGGGAUGGUGGGGGGCUUGGAGCACGUUCCCUCGUCUUCAUCCAUCCACAAUGGAGACAUGGAGAAAAUCCUGCUAGAUGCCCAGCACGAGUCCAGCCGUAGUAACUCCUCAUGCGACAGUCCUCCUCGACCUCACAGUCCUCAGGAUGAAGGGCAGAUCAUUUUUGACGUGGACAUGAGGAGAGACAGUCAGGAGGAGGUCAUGGAGAAGAUCAGAGAUGAUGACAUCUUAAUGAAGGAUUCAGACCGCAUGGCAGAUUGGUCAAGUAGACCAGAGAAUAUUCCUCCUAAGGAGUUUCAUUUCCGGCACCCACGGCGUUCAGUGACUCUUAGCAUGAGGAAGACUGGAGCCAUGAAGAAAGGAGGCAUCUUCUCUGCUGAGUUCCUCAAAGUGUUUAUCCCAUCGCUGCUUCUGUCCCACAUUUUGGUCCUGGGUUUGGGGGUCUAUAUCGGGAAAAGACUGACAACUCCCCCUGCUAGCUCCAUUUGAACAGCGAUCAGAUCAAGUGCCUCAGGCAAGGCCCGGCUGGAUCAGGAGGAAAGUUGCAGUUUGUACGAAGAAGCCCCUGCUGCCCCUUUCUUCCCCAUUUUACACUACCUAUCUUUCCUUCUAUUUCAAUAUUUCCUUAAUUCAUUCUUUCCAUGUUGAGAAGCAUUCGUGAUAAACUUCUCUUCAUUCCCCUUUUAUCUUCUUUCUUUAUCAUGUCCUGAAUCCCUUUUCUUUAGUUAAUUUUAUAAGUAUAUGGGGCUUUUGCGUGAAACCAAAUACGCACAUGCUAGUUCUGGCCUAGCAGUGAUGUCUGUUUAAAAUCCAGUCAAAUGACCUUCAAAUGGGCCGCUCGCAUAAUAAUAUCCCUCGUUUUCACCCCCACAAUGGGAUCGACCAAAAUAUUGACUUAUUGAAGUUGCAUUGAGCAUGCCCGAGUGCUAGCUAAGAUUUUAUUUAUUACUACAAAUGCUAUCCAUUUAGUUCUUUUUAUUUACUUCAAUGGUGGAAAGCCUGAAGGAUGAACUCUGAAGUGUUUUGGAAAGGAUAGGGUUUUCUGUAGACCCCAUACUCAUCUGGUGAAGAUGGUUGAUCAGUGGCUCCCUUUAUAACUUACAAUUUUAUACCAAAUUUUGCAGAAUCUUUUCUGACAGAGACGGCACCUGUUACAUUAAAACGUCUGAUACAUAUUCUCAUUUUGUAAUAUUUCAUCUCAUAAAUAGAGCUAAAAACCGGGUUGGAUGGGGCUGAUGGAUACCUGUAUGUAUUAUUUUAUUUGUCAGUGUUUCUUUGUUUUUAUGUCUUGUGUUUUCCACCAUACAUAUCAGGACCUGGUGGUUCAUAACUAGGCUUCGACAACACAGCCUACUUUGCAAUACCACACAAUUUAACAUUGGCGAUUGUAUUCAAAGCCAACUCUGAAAAAUAGCUUCAGUUUUUAGCCAUGCUGUCAAACUUUCUGGAAUUUUGAUCAGCACUUUCACUCUGGUCUAGCAUUUCCAUGCUGAGGAAAACAGCACAAGAGAAACCUUUCUUCAGUUUAUAGGAAUAGUGCGUUUUGUCAUCGUUUACUGAAGUUCGUGUCGUUCCAAACUUGUAUGUUGUGUUCUUUUUCUGUGAAAAGAAAAAGGAGAAGAUUUGAACAAUGUACAUGCUGCUCUUUUUCUGUACAAUCAAAAGAAAGGAGCAUGGAUUUCCUCACAACAUUUCCUUAUUCUACUUCAAAAAUGAUGGCAGAGUUGUAAUUCUCGUGUGCACACUUGCAGAGUCACACAUAUAGCGAACACUAACACUCCAGCUCCUGUUAUCAUGGACAAGAACAUCUUGGAACAUUGUUUUCAAUCCUGAAGUGAAUUAUCCUCAAGUCUAGUUGUGUUUUUGUUUCUUUUUAAGUGUGUUUUGGAUCUCCUUUGGUCUCCAUUGUUCAUCUUGAGGAUCUCCUCAAACACAGCUGCCAAAACCGACUGAGAACUCAACUCUUCUGAACUCUGUGCCUCGUUUCCUUAAUCAUGUUUGAUACAGCGUCCUGUCAUCAUGUGCGUUUCCUGUGCCACAAGCUUUUCUUUUUGUUGUUUUGCACCAGCAUGACUUUUGGAAGGUUUCUCAUAUGCUUUGAUGGUUUGGAUUUUUUUUUAACUCUUGAACAACCAUGGCAAACGAGAAGAGAAGGUACAGGAUAGUUAAAGGGGGUUUAGUUCUUUUGUUUAUAUUGGCGUUCAGAAUGUGGAUGUGAAGAAGUGGGUUUUUGAUCCUUUACGGAGAUACUUUCUUCAGACUGCCAUGCAAUGUCUAAAAUGAAUUAUAAGAAUAUUAGGUGAUUUUGCAGACCCUCUUUCCUCCCCUGUUGGACAAUGACAAAGUUUUCAAAUAAAAUUUUAAACAGAACAA
Messenger RNA from Danio aesculapii, 2738 nucleotides. RefSeq names its product BCL2 interacting protein 3 like b (gene bnip3lb). The coding region runs from base 138 to 854 and encodes 238 amino acids. Gene Ontology annotation, biological process: positive regulation of apoptotic process; defense response to virus; mitochondrial outer membrane permeabilization. NCBI's taxonomy places the organism in Eukaryota, Metazoa, Chordata, Actinopteri, Cypriniformes, Danionidae. The transcript is spliced from 6 exons. Gene Ontology annotation, cellular component: mitochondrial envelope; mitochondrial outer membrane; nucleus. The record is from RefSeq and is a predicted model, not a curated record.